UCAGAUACCACAAUGUAGAAGUAGAUUAGUGUUGAUGCUGAGAGCAUCCAGUUUCUGUGUGCCACGAUGCUGAAGAGACUGCUUCUGCUUCUCUGUCUGACAGGACAUGUGUUUGCCAAAGAAACCCCCGAUGUGGACUGUUUGGUGGUGCAUCUGAAAUAUGUUCACUGUUCUUGGAAUAAGAAGGGGACUCCAGAAGUCAAUUACACCUUCUACGGCUGGUUCCACGGUGCCAACGUCAGUGAGUGCCCCUCCUAUCUGUCAGAGAACAACAUAAACACUGGAUGUAACCAGCCCUAUGGCUCACUACUUAAUAGGUUCAACGACUUUUACACCAGACUGGUACAUGAAAACCAGAGUUCCGAGGUGAAGAAACAUGAGCUUAAAGAAAAAGUCAAGUUUAAUCCACCAACCAACCUGACCGUCCAUUAUGGAUCUGACUCUAACCUGUGGCUCAACUGGACCCAGAUUCGUUCUAAUUGCGUGGAAAGUGAAGUUCGCUACAGGAUCAACAACGGAACUGGGUCGGUAGGCAGUGCGGAGCAGAAUGGGGAUAUCACCUGUGGACUUUCCAAAUUCUGGAGUGACUGGACUGAGCCUGUGGUCUGGGGAUCCAACAACAGCACGGAUGUGGACUGUUUGGUGGUGCAUCUGAAAUAUGUUCACUGUUCUUGGAAUAAGAAGGGGACUCCAGAAGUCAAUUACACCUUCUACGGCUGGUUCCACGGUGCCAACGUCAGUGAGUGCCCCUCCUAUCUGUCAGAGAACAACAUAAACACUGGAUGUAACCAGCCCUAUGGCUCACUACUUAAUAGGUUCAACGACUUUUACACCAGACUGGUACAUGAAAACCAGAGUUCCGAGGUGAAGAAACAUGAGCUUAAAGAAAAAGUCAAGUUUAAUCCACCAACCAACCUGACCGUCCAUUAUGGAUCUGACUCUAACCUGUGGCUCAACUGGACCCAGAUUCGUUCUAAUUGCGUGGAAAGUGAAGUUCGCUACAGGAUCAACAACGGGAACUGGGCGUCCUCUCGAGUCAGUAUUGGGAAGCAGGAUUACUGCCUCAACUUGCCCUCCCGCAGUUCCCUGUAUGAGCUGCAGGUGCGGAGCAGAAUGGGGUACACCUGUGGACUUUCCAAAUUCUGGAGUGACUGGACUGAACCUGUGGUCUGGGGAUCCAACAACAGCAUGGAUGUGGACUGUUUGGUGGUGCAUCUGAAAUAUGUUCACUGUUCUUGGAAUAAGAAGGGGACUCCAGAAGUCAAUUACACCUUCUACGGCUGGUUCCACGGUGCCAACGUCAGUGAGUGCCCCUCCUAUCUGUCAGAGAACAACAUAAACACUGGAUGUAACCAGCCCUAUGGCUCACUACUUAAUAGGUUCAACGACUUUUACACCAGACUGGUACAUGAAAACCAGAGUUCCGAGGUGAAGAAACAUGAGCUUAAAGAAAAAGUCAAGUUUAAUCCACCAACCAACCUGACUGUCCGUUAUGGAUCUGACUCUAACCUGUGGCUCAACUGGACCCAGAUUCGUUCUAAUUGCGUGGAAAGUGAAGUUCGCUACAGGAUCAACAACGGGAACUGGGCGUCCUCUCGAGUCAGUAUUGGGAAGCAGGAUUACUGCCUCAACUUGCCCUCCCGCAGUUCCCUGUAUGAGCUGCAGGUGCGGAGCAGAAUGGGGUACACCUGUGGACUUUCCAAAUUCUGGAGUGACUGGACUGAGCCUGUGGUCUGGGGAUCCAACAACAGCACGGACCCUAAUAAAAUGAACAGUUCAAUGUCUGUGUGGACCCCGGUGCUGUCUGUGGUGGGUGCUUUGAUCCUCAUCAUACUGGUCAUGAUGUUGCUGCACUAUGAAAGAAUCAGAAUCAUCUUCAUCCCUGUGGUUCCCAAGCCAUCCCCAAACCUUCAAAACAUCGAGGAUUGGUUUAAAUUCCCUAAAGGCCUGAAAGAGGGUUUAAACUACAAUGAGCGCCCCUGCCCUGUGCGUGAGUACUGCCAUGUCCGCCAGUCUGACAGCGAGAGCUCUGACUGCUCAACCUGCUCUGUCACCACCGACCAAACCGACUGCUCCGUCUUCAUCCCUGUGAACGAAUCGGACCAGUCUACUCCCUGCUCCUCUUCCAUCUCACAGUUUUAGUCUCAUCUGAGGAAGAGAAGCAGGUUUCUGUUUAGGAGGCAUCUCAAUCAGGUUGGGUCUCCUAAAACUUCCAAAUUGUCUUAAACUGACACAUCUCCUGCAUGACUGCAGGGAUCAGAAAAUGGAUCAAGACAUGUUUGGUUUCCCCUAUGAGAAGAAACCAGGUAUUUGUUCAAGGCACUUAAAAACAAUUGAUUCAAUUAAAGCUAUUAAUGAGACAGAAUAUCAACAACCUGAUGCAGCAGUUACAGGUAAAAAAAAACAACUGAUUAUAUUACCAUAUUUUACCACAAAUGAUAAAUUCUUUUCAUUAGCGGCAUGUAUUUACUAGCCAACAAAUCUAGACACACCCCCUGAUUUAAGAAUGACUAUAAGAUAAACCUUUAUUGAUCCCCAGAGGGGAAAUAAAGUUUGUUAUAGUAGCAGAAAGACAGCAAUAGUACAGAUAAAUAGAGAAAGUAAAAGAAUAAAUAUUAAGAGGUAUAUAAAAAGCUAAACUAAAAUAAGAGCCAAUUUAAUAACAAUAAAAGUCUUAAAAAGGUCAGCACCUAUCAGUUAUUCCUCAAACAUAACAUGUAUUAUUAAGAGAGACAUGCAUUUUUUUCUGUGUUUUAUAACAUUUGUAUGUGUUAUUUUAGAAUUGUAUGAAAUUGAUCAAAUCUAAUAUCCCAAUAUCUUGGGCAAAAUACAUUAUUGGUGAUGUCACAAUAUUUGUUAUAUGACUAUUUGUAUUUAAUGUGAAGUACUGACAAAAAACACAAUGCAUAAAGGCCAAGAAGAUAGAUAGUUAAAUUUGUAUUGAUCCUAAAAAUGGGAAAUUACAGUGUUACAGCAACAAAAUAUCAGACACACAGCACACAUACAGAAUAUACAUGAAAUAACAGGAUACAAUACACAUGAAAUAAUAGAAUACAAGAACAAAUAUUUAAAAUAUAUACAAGUUGGGAAUAAAAAUGUACAACUACUUAAAUAGUAUUAAUACAGAUGUAAGUAACCCUAUUGUGCAAGUUGCACUUAGUGCAGUAUUGUGAUGUCUAUGAGUCUUAUCUAACACUCAGUAUGAAGUAUUAAAAAGUUGUAUUGCCUGUGGUAGGAAUGAUUUCUUGUGGUGGUCCGUGCGACAUUGAAGCUGUUGGAGCUUCUUAGAGAAGGUGCUCCCCUGUUGGACCAGUGUGGUGUGGAGACGGUGGUCGGGGUUAUCAAUGAUAUAUAACAGUUUGUUCAGUGACUUCCUCUUCACCACAGCUUCAAAUGUGUCCUGUUUUGCAGCCAAGAAGGCAGCAUUCAUUGUUCACUCACUGAGCUAGUCAAAUUACCACAUUCUAACCCUUUGUAACUCAUGAACUCUCUUGGUUUAAUUAAUGGUUCGAAAUCAUCACUAACUAAUGCUAUAUCUGCAACCUUGGGAGUUGUCAAGUCUAAAAAAGCCCUCUGAGCUCCUCCAACACUACAAAACAAUCAGUUUUUAACAAUUUAACGGCUGGAAGGAUUAAUGUAAAAACCCUUUCUUAAUGACUUUACUAACAUCAUUAGGAAAGUUGAAAGAUGUUUAAAUAACAUUUAUAAUUGCAGACUUGGUGGGUUAUUAGAAAGUGAGAAACCAUUGGCAUCUAUUAAUGGAUUAUUAUAUUUAUAACUGCAUUAUUACCAAAGAGAAAGUAUAAACAGGCAACCCAAAAUGUGCUCGUAUUAAAGGCCUUCCAAUUGAUCUAUAAAACAUUAGUAUAUAACUCAUUAUGCCCAGUGACGGACUGGGAUCAAAGAAACAGCCCUGGCAUUUGCAACACACUGGCCCUAUUUUUGUCAAUAGAAAUAAGAAUAACCUUCGUCCUAGGGUCCCUGUCUGAUAGGAUUUUUGCUUUUAGAUGUUUUAUUACAGAAAGUGACCCAUGCCCAAAAUAGUCAUUCUGUCAUUUUAUUACUUAUGGAUGGAAUUUUAGUAAAAAAUAAAAUGAUUCCCUUUUUUUCUGGGGGACCCCAGACCCCUCUUUGGGAACCACUGUAGCAGGCAAAUAGAAUAGUUUUAACCUAGCCUCAUAUUUUCUGUAUUAUAUUCCCAUAAUUUUGAAUUUAACCUAUCUUAACUGAAUGUACUUUUUCAAUGUGGUUGGACGUUUCUGCAACCUAGGCCUACUUGUAUUUUAGUGUUUGUGUUCAAAAUCUAUAGCCUAUACUGUAUCUGUCAUGACCUGUUUUUGAUUAAUAAAUGUACAUGUUUAAA
Molecule: messenger RNA, 4363 nt
Organism: Perca fluviatilis (European perch)
Lineage: Eukaryota; Metazoa; Chordata; Actinopteri; Perciformes; Percidae
Exons: 16
Coding region: 67-2142 (691 amino acids)
Biological process (GO): cytokine-mediated signaling pathway
Cellular component (GO): external side of plasma membrane
Molecular function (GO): cytokine receptor activity; protein binding
Source: RefSeq, a predicted model, not a curated record